Messenger RNA from Misgurnus anguillicaudatus (oriental weatherfish), 8172 nucleotides. It is a transcript of the gene bnc1, whose product is annotated as basonuclin zinc finger protein 1. Gene Ontology annotation, cellular component: nucleus. Lineage: Eukaryota; Metazoa; Chordata; Actinopteri; Cypriniformes; Cobitidae. The record is from RefSeq and is a predicted model, not a curated record. Gene Ontology annotation, biological process: regulation of transcription by RNA polymerase I.
UUCAGAAGCGUUCUGGGUUCAGUAAGAGUUUAGGUUUGGAUUAAGGUUCGUGGUGGAGUCUUGGUUCGGGAUUCUGUCUCUACGCACAUCUGUCAGUGCUUCGCCUGGAGCCCAUUUCUGUUACUCGGUGAGCAGAGAGAUGAUAUAGGUCAGAGGUCACCCUGCUCCUCCACAACUAUAUCUGACGUAACAUCUCUCUGAAAGUUGGGUGAGAAUAUGAGGACUUUUCGUGGCUGACAUGGCCUGCAGCUUGUUCAAAGACAAUAUUUUUAGAGCCACUAUGAGAUAGAAGCUGCUCUCAGCAGUUUUUGAAGUACUCUCUGCAGGCUCAAAGCUUUCACUCGUACCGUUUCAGAUUAAAACGAUCCUCAUUAAAGCACUAUUCAACCAGAAAAAGUACCAUGUGCGUUGUUGAGUUAGGUGAUGCACAAAUGUGUCCUUUAACUACUGGAAUUUCAAAUCCAAAAUGCUUCGACUGUACCAUAAAAUUGAUGAUAAGGAUCCAGAAUGUAUAACUAACAUAGUUUAUAUUUACAAAAAGUUGGAUUUGGAUAUAGUGGCUCAAAUCGUACAUUUUAUUCCAAAACUUUUUACGAUAGUAUUAUGCUGUUGUACUGUCAAACUGUUACUGAAUCAGAUCAUCCAAAUGCAUCAUAAUGUAUUUUGCAGAAGCUGAAUGUAGUUCAGAAACAAACAGACAUAUAAACAGUUAUUCUGUUUUUCCUUUUUGGAUAAAUAAGAUACAUGUUUCUGCCUGAAAUCUUACAACAUUAACAGUAACAGCUAAUGUGGUUUAAGCUUUUAAUAUUAUUGCACCUUCAAUCGACUGAAAUGUUUGGCACUGAUGUGUAAAAACUGCAAAAAGAAAAUAUAUUUUGGUUUCAGUAAUGUGGUGCCUGUUAGCAAAAAAAACCCACCAGUUUUAACCAGCGCUUAGUGACAGAAUGACUGGAGACCACAGCCUGAGGCUGAAAAACCAGCGAAACCAAUUCAGCCUUUUAAAAAUCUUCAAGUCUUACAAACAGCAGCACAGCAAACCAGCCAAUUUCCGCAUGUUGAUUUGAUAAGCAUCCUCUGGGUCUCCCUGGACGAGCAAGAACUUCCCAUGUGUGACUUCAUAAAAUUAGCCUCUUACAAAUAAAGCUUUGAUCUCCUAUAAGUAAAUCAGAUUUAACUGAAUAUUUCAAGCAUUAUUAGUUACACAGUAACAGUUCUUGUCGUUUCUAGUCACAUAGUGGCGAUGUUCAUAUUUCAGAGUGUUAAACCUGUUAAAACAUGCUCUGUAAUGGAUUAAACUCAGCAUGUUUUUACCUGCUAUGUAAUUGGUGUAUUACUGUAAAAAGUGCUGCAAUAACCUCAUUUGCACUGUAGAUUUCAUUUUAUUUCCAUAAUUUUUUUUUCUGUUUACCGAUAAGAGGUGGAUACAUAGCUUAUCUGGUCAUUUUAAAAGGGUUGUGUGUUUGAUCCCAGAAAUCACACACGCUAAAAAAAGGUAUAGCUUGAAUGCACUGUAAGUGGCUUCAAAUAAAAACCCCUGCCAAAUUUGUAAAAAUGAAGAAUCAUUUCAAAUAUUUUACUUUGUUGAUACUUAAGCUAGUUAAAAAAAAAGAAUAAAAAAAAGUUUUGUCAAUUUUUUUUUGACGUGAAAAACAUAAUACGAGCAAAAGGCAUUGCUGGACUUGAUCAGAGGUUGUUACACACACACACGCACACACACACACACACACACACACACACACACGCACACACACGCACACAUUAUCCCGCACUAGAGUGUGUCUUGUGCUGGGCUGCAUUGAUUUAGUGCAUUACUCAACUGCUGGGGAGAGAGAGGUGAGGUAGAGAGACUGUCUCUCCUGACUGCAUUAGGAGCUUCUAGCCUUUGUGAUUCCUUUUGAUCAAAUCUCUGUGUGAGACACGUGUCAUGCCCUCUUCCAGCCAGCUGUGAGGGGACUGGCCCGCCACCCAAUGGGGGAGGGAUGUGAGUGUGUGUGAGAGCUCCUAAGGUGAGAGGUGGGAGGGAGGGAGAAAGGGAGGGUCUCAUUCCUCUCUCCAGCGCCCGGCACACACUCAUCCCGGACACUCACUUACACACAGGCCUGUGGACACACAACGGUGUGUCUGUCGAUUGCAGGAGAAAGUGUGUGUGUGUGUGUGUGUGUGUGUAUGUGUUGUGUGUGUGUCUGUGACUCCACUGUGAGUGAUGGAUCUCUCGCAGUAGAACUUGUACAGACAAGAGAUUCUGCUGGAAUGGCUAACUGCUCAGGAACUUCAGUCUGAUCAAAAUGUCUGAGGCUAUUUGCUGCACGGUUGUGAACUGCAAUUGUGACAGUUUCAAACCAGGUAAACUGCGACGCAGACUGUGUGAGCAUUGUAAACAUGGCUGGGUCGCCCAUGCCCUGAGCAAGUUGAAGUUUCAUCACACGUAUCAAGGAAGCCAGGUUGAGAUUGUUCACUCCAACGUGGUGUUUGAUAUCUGCAGUUUGAUGCUUUAUGGGACUCAGGCGAUCCCAGUGCGUCUGAAGAUCCUGCUGGAUCGACUCUUCAGUGUCCUUAAGCAGGAGGAGGUCAUUCAGAUCCUGAACGCACUGGACUGGACUCUGCAGGACUACAUUCGUGGUUACGUGUUGCAGGAUGUGGCCGGAAAGGUGUUGGACCGUUGGGCCAUAAUGACCUUUGAGGAAGAGAUUGUCACGCUGCAGCAGUUCCUACGUUUCGGAGAGACAAAAUCCAUCGUGGAGCUGAUGGCUCUUCAGGAUAAGGAGGGACAGGCAGUUGUCGUUCCAACUUCCAGAACCAAUUCUGACAUCCGUAGCUUUAUCGAAAGCAACACCCAGCGCCCCUCGCGGCUACCUGGUAAACCUGAGGCACCCAGCUGUAGUAAUGGACACCAUUUUGAGACGCUAGUGAACAGCAUGACCCUCAUGUUGCCGCUGCUGAACUCCGCUGUGCCAGCACCAUUCUUGAGCUCUAGCACGGAUUCCAGCUGCCAGGAGGUGCAAACCAAACACGAGACUGCAGAUAUAAGCCUCGAUGCCGCCGCUGCUUCGUUCGACACCGGACCUGUGAGGGCAGAUGUGACGAUGGACACAGAAUCUACAAAGAUGGAAUCAGAAGAGUUUAAUGUGAGUGGAAACUCCUCGCCCUCCACCACCUGCACGCCCUCCAUCAUUUCUGAAAUCACACAGAUGUCUCCCGAGAACAAAAUAAGGUGUGCAGAGAAGAGCGGAACCAUGAAGAAGGGCCGUGUGUUCUGCAGCGCCUGUGAGAAAACCUUCUACGAUAAAGGCACGCUGAAGAUACACUACAAUGCCGUUCACCUGAAGAUCAAACAUAAAUGUACCAUUGAAGGAUGCAACAUGGUGUUCAGCUCUCUACGCAGUCGGAACAGGCAUAGCGCUAAUCCGAAUCCAAGGCUUCACAUGCCAAUGAACCGCAACAAUCGAGACAAAGACCUACGAGGCGGCCUGAGCCCGAGACAGGAGGACGGGGCUGAGGAUGAGAAGAGGGAAUUUGAUUCGGGGCCAGAGAGCAGAGCGGUUUCUAGUUUCAUAAUUCGCAACUCAGAGCCCAAACUGCACACCUCUUUCUCUGGCAUCAGUCAGAGCGGAAUACUCUUUCCCAAUCUCAAGACUGUACAGCCUGUGCUUCCGUUCUACCGUAGCCUAGUGACCCCGGCGGAACUGGCUCACACACCGGGCAGCCUACCCUCACUCCCACUUCUGUCCUCCUCUGUGGCCAUCGAUGUCAGUCAAAUGGAGACAAGCUCAGAUGUGGCACCUAAGAAAAAGUCUAGAAAGUCCAGCAUGCCGAUUAAGAUCGAGAAGGAUGAGCUAGCAGCAGAGGGUGUAUCAGAGGAUGAAAGUCCGACUCUUAGCCCCUGUACAGAAACAGAAAAAUAUCAGGUUAGCAGCAUGGACUACGAAAAACUAAGAGAACCUGUGCUCUGUGAAACACUUGACCAAUCCACAUCCCUUAUGUGUAUCCCCAACGCACAGAGAACAGAAAUGGACAGGUUUGCUCAGGAGGAAAGUUACAUCACGUUGCCAUCUUCUUCUCUCUUAAAGGAUCAGAUAAAAGAGAGGAAGAGGGGGUCCUCGAUAUGCGAAGAACCGCCAUGUAGUUCACAACCAACCAAUAUAACUAUAAGCCACAGUGAGCACAGUGUAGACAGUUGCAGUGACCCGGAGACCUUCUGCUCAGAUGAUAGAGAAGGACAGUCUCACCCCUGUGAGAUCUGUAGUAAAACAUUCAAAAACCCUUACAGUGUAAAAAUGCAUUAUCGAAACGUGCACUUGAAAGAGAUGCACAUGUGCACUGUGGAAGGCUGCAACGCUACUUUUCCUUCUCGACGCAGCAGAGAUCGACACAGUGCAAAUCUGAAUCUACACUACAGGCUGUUGACCAAAGAUCAUUCAGGAGCAUCUCUCUGCGGUGAACGUCUGGAUUUCCCUGACAAAGAGUCUCUGAGCCAGAUGUCUGUCAUUCUUAAAGGGAGAAACCGUACAGGCCUGGUGUUUCCCAUGAGUAAAUCGCUGGAGAGAGCAAGAGAUCCAGCAGAGGGUGCUGUGGAGGAUGAAGCUGUACUAGACUUAAGCACGAGAGGAAGCGCUCACUCCUCCUGGGACUCGGAUAUGGGCAGCGAGGAGGGACUCAUUCUGGAGGACAGCGAUGAGAGCUGUGAUGGCCUGAGUGCCGGAACGGCCGAAUCUCUGCCCUGCCUCAGUCAUCAAUCUCAUGGCUCAUCACCCAUAACAUGUCAUCUCUGUAAGAAAGUUUACAGUAACAAAGGCACAUUCAGAGCUCAUUACAAAACAGUUCACCUUCGACUUCUUCACAAGUGUAAAGUUCCAGGCUGUGACACGGCAUUUUCCUCUGUUAGAAGCCGCAAUCGACAUAGUCAGAAUCCAAAUCUACAUCGUAACCUUGGAACAAAUAGCUCCUUCAUUCAGGAGUAGGACAAACACAUUUAUGCACAUAAAGCCAUAUACUCUUGAAUAUACAUACGGCCACUUGAAAUAAUCGAAGUUCAACAGUUUUGGACAAAAAGAAACAUAAAUAUUUAUAUUAAAAACCUUCUGUAAUCUUUCAAUAUGGUUUUCUCUUAAAAACUACUUAAGAUCUUUUCCUUGUAUUUAUUCAUUGUAAAUGAGCAAGUAAUAUGUCUAAUUGCCAUACAGUGCUGUAAAUGUCUGGGUUAUGACAUAACAAACAAUUAGUCUGUAAAGAGAAGCACACAUAAUAGCCCAGACACAAUCAAAUGUAAAAAAGUCACUUUAAAAGAAAAAAGAAAACAAACAUUUAUUGCUAUUAGAAGUCCCUCAUUCAUUAUUUUUGUCCUUCUCUGCAGUUCAUUGGGCAGACACAUAUGGAGAGAGAGAGAGAGAGAGAGAGAGAGAGAGAGAGAGGAGAGAGAGAGAGAGAGCAUUACAAAGCUACAAAGUGUUGGUGAAUGAUAGUAAUUUGACUCGUCUUGCAGUAAAUUUUCUUGUAGUAGACUUGUGCUGGCUGUACAAUUGUUACAAAUGAAUCUUUGAAGCCCUCUGACUUUGUUGCUGUUGAUUUUUAAAGAGACUGUUGUGUUCCUUUUCAGUUAGUUACUGUGUUUAUUAUAAUACAGUUAUUCUUGUAUAGACCAAAGAUUCGUAAUUCACAGUGGUUGUUAAGAAAGCAUUAUAAACAUCAAAAUAAGACUGCACUUGAAUGUGUUACCAAAGGUUACUAUAAAGACUUAAAAUCCUAAAGUUUAUAAUACAUUCUUACUAGUUUAAUAUGUUGAUGCUUUGCUUGACGAAGCGUAUUAUGUCCUUAAGUCAAGCAAUUGUACAUGAAAUGGUUUUGCCCUGAUCUAAACACAUUUUACACGUCACAGGGAUUGAGCAGUAUAUCCGACGCAAGCACAAACCAACCUGUUGACAAAACCUUACCUUUAAGAGCAUCUAUUUUAUUGCUAAAAACAAGGUUAUUUUGUGUAUUUGAUAUAAUACAAUGUGUUCGCGUGGUUUAUGGUUAAAACACAUUAUUAUCCACAUACCGUACAUUUUUGUAGCUUCAGAUUUCACUCUCUUCCUGAAACGCAUGGAUUUGAAAAGCUCUAUGUCCCUGAUUGGCCAGCUAAUCUGUACGUUGUGAUUGGUCUGAAUACCUCUGAUGUCAGCCGGAAAUGUGACGCUCCUUACCAUGUUUGAAAGAUUUGGUCACAAUGCAAUGCUAAGCAGGAGGAAUUAUGAUAAUGUCGGGCUUUACUACAUCACCAAUCCCAGGAAGUAAACCGUUGCCUACAAUCUGUGUGUUUAUUUAAGUUAAAAAAAGAGAUUUACGUUGGAGACGAUAACUCUCAUCAUCGUUUUCUUUGGGGUUUGUACCUUUUGCAUAUCGUUAACAUGAACUAAUACACAUACACACCAAAGGAAAUGUAAAAACGUGAAUCGGACAACAGUUGCUCUUUAAGACAAAAAGAAAAAGAAGUAUCUGCUGUAACAUAAGCAUAUACCAUAUUAGAGCCAUUUAAAAUGAUUGUUUGAUAAGCACUGUAAACAACAUCAUAAUAUGAAUCAAAUUGUAUUUGUUAAUAAACAAUUAUUUAAAUAUAUUUCACAAGGAAGUGUUCACUAUUUGUCUUUUAUCCAAACAAAAGUCGUGGAGAAAUGGUUAGAUACCAAAGCCUAUAACCCUAAGGUUGCUGGUUUAAAUGUCAUGGCAGGCGGAUUGCGACUCAGGUGCCAUAUGAGCAAGGCACGUUUCCCCCAAUUGCUCCCUGGGUUAAUUGUGGGAAGUAUGACCAAAAAUCCAUUUCACAAAAUGAAUAAUUUCAUUUCAGGGUAUAACGGUUUAUUUUACAGUAUGUUUUCAGCUUUAUGUUUAGAUUGGAAGAAGUUUGCUAUUCCAAAAACAUCCAAUGAUUAGCUGUUAACAAAAAUAAUGAGCAAGUUAAAGCUAGUGUGCAAGUGAAAAUGCACAGAAGAUACCAACAGAUUAAGAGUGCGUCUCAUUUCUCUGUCUUACCCCUUCCCCUUACCCCUACCCCUCGGUUUUGCGUGUUCAUGUGAGGCGAAGUGGCAUCUCAAUUCUCCGUUUGAUCGAGGGCUAGGGCCAAGGCAUAGGGAUACAUAGCCCUUGAAACGAAGUGUGAUAAGGACCACACUUGAAAGAGAGGGGCAGUGGCGGUCCUGGCUAGAUUUACGCCCUGGGCGAACCAUCCCUUGGCCGCCCCCAGAAAAAAAAGAAUUACCCCCAAAUCCCGCCACCAACAUGUAUUAUUUUAUUAUAUAUAAUCUUAAAUACAAAAAGGUAACAAGAACAGAGAAAAACAAGAUAAAUAAAUGUAAUACAGUAUAUACACACACACACACACACACACACACACACACACACACACACACACACACACACACACACACACACACACACACACACACACACACACCUCAUCAGACACAACCAUGUCUGACCCCUCAUUUUUGCCAGUGGGUGCUCUAACUCCAAAAUAUUUCAGAAGUGCCCCUGAAUUUACAAUUAAGAUACAAUAUGUAAGUUAGAUACACUUACAUCAUACAUGCAUCAGUUACCCAAUUAAAAUGACCAUAACACACCUUUUAUUAGUUUAUAGGAUGUUAACAAAUGCUAAGCAUACACUACAAAUUAUUUAAAAAGCUAUAUCACUCUUUAGCUUACAAAAUGGCAUGUCAAUUUAUAUUAGAAGUUAUUUAAGUUCACUUAUUACACGGCUCUCUGGAAUGCUUGAUUCUGAUUGGUCAGUUGAGACAUUUGCAGGUUCGUUCUUUUCAAAUAAUAACCGCUCCAAAUUAAUAACGCAUAGCCGGCACUACUUGCACGAGUAAAAUCGCUCCGCGCCAAUAAAGAUCAAUAAAGAUUGCUGUCUGUUUGGCGCCAUCUUGUGACAAACACUCGACAACCACGACAAGACACAGACAGCUUACUGAGACUGAACUUGACAAAAUAGAGCAUGACAGCUACGAAGCCAACACACAAAAAAAUACAGAAUGGGCAUUUAAACUUCUCAAAGACUGGCUAAAAGAGAAAAAAUGGAGACAAGUAUGAAGCAGAGGAUCUUAAUAAGGUAUUACGAUCAUUUUAUGCAUCUGUGCAAAGUUUCGCGGAAGGAUAAAAAUGUUAAUUUAAAACAAAUAUGCCAAUAAAAUGUUUCAAAUU